CCAGAGGGUGGCGGUAAGUGCGAGAUUAAGGAUGGCAACUGCAGCUAUAGCUCAUAAAAGAAGACAAGGAGGCGGAGGCACAAGAAAUCAGGAACCAGCUGUCAAAAAGUAGCUGAAGUGUAAGCAACGGAUCAGAAAUAGGCAGUUUUCCAGAGAUGUCCAGAGCUUGUGUACAACACUGACUGGUUGCCUGCCUGUGACUGAACACACCCGCGAAGAUGCCUGCAGUGUCCACCGGGGUCAAAGAGCUGUAUCUGUCCACAUCUCUGGGAGAACUCAAUAAAAAGGCUGAAAUUAAGCCGGAUAAGACAAGCACCAGAAGCUAUGUUCAGAGUGCCUGCAAAAUCUUUAAGGCGGCAGAGGAGUGUCGUCUGGACAGAGAUGAGGAGAAGGCUUAUGUGCUGUAUAUGAAGUAUUUAACAGUAUAUGACAUCAUCAAGAAAAGACCAGACUUCAAACAGCAACCGGAGUAUUACAUGACCAUGCUUGGGCCGAACAGCUUCAAGAAAGCCAUUGAAGAGGCUGAGAAGCUCUCUGAAAGUCUAAAACUCAGGUAUGAGGAAGUUGAGGUCCGGAAAAAACUUGAGGAGAAGGAGAGACAAGAGGAGAAGAAAAGAAGGGAGGAAAUAACAGAGAAAGCCUCUCCAAAAGCAUCAUCAGCAAAUAAGAAGGACAGCAAAAAGGUAAAAGGAGAGCAGAAUGAACUGAAGAAUGCAACCUCAAAAGCUGUGGUACCAGCUGGUGGGAUCACAGCAGAGAAACUUUUCCACAUGAUGAAGGACCAGACGAUUACACUAAUUGUAAUGGAUGCCCGCAGCCACGGGGACUUUGAGGAGUCCCACAUUCAGGUCCCAGCCCAGACCUGCAUCAGCGUGCCGGAGGAAGCCAUUAGCCCAGGAAUCACUGUGAAUCAGAUUGAGACAAAGCUACCAGAGGUGUCAAAAGAGCACUGGAGGAGGCGGGGAUUUGUGGAUUAUAUUGUUCUGCUGGACUGGUUCAGUUCUGUCCCUGACCUUACACUGGGCACCACCUUGCAGAGCCUCAAAGAUGCCCUCUAUAAGUGGGACAGCAUCACCAUCCUACGUAGUGAGCCGCUGGUCCUGGAGGGGGGCUAUGAGAACUGGCUGUUGUUUUACCCCAUGUACACAACCAACGCUAAAGUCCGGCCCCCUAGGCAGAAUAUCAUCAGCACCCUCCCUCAGUUGAACUUCAGCUACCCAUCCCUAGAGGAACCAAAGCCUCCAACCCCACCUCAACCAGAGCCCGUAGUCAUGUCUGAGCCUCAGGAACCCUCAGUUCCUGUUCUGAUGAAUGGGGUGACACCAGCAGACCCCCCCACAUCUAAAACUUCCCUGAUUACUGACAAGCUGCCAGACACUGUUGAUUCCCCUGUCACAGUUUCCACAAAUUCUGGUGUAGAUCUUAGUAAGAAGAACCCUGCAGCAGGAACAUCCAGCCAGUCACCUGCAACAGCAAAGGCCUUCCCACAGUUUGACCGUGCCAAGAAACCCUCUGUCUGGGUGUCAGACGAGCCUAAGCCCAGCCAGAAUGGUUCAGCGAAGGACUCCACCCAGAACGGCCCAGUUAUCCCUGACCGCUCAGUCAAACCACCCUUCAUGCCCAACACCUCUUUGUCUAAAGAAGAACAAAGUCAGAUACACUCUGAGGCAGUGGCAGUGAUGGAGAAGGCAAGGCAGGAGCAGGAAAAACGCAUCCAGGAGCGUCGUUUGGAGGAGGAGAGGCGGGAGAAGGAACAGAAGGAAAAGGAGCAGAAAGAAAGGCUAGAAAGAGAGGAGCAUGAGAAGAGAAAGAAGGAAGAAGAGGAGAGAGGGCAUCAGGAGAAAAAGAAACUAGAGAGGCAGAAGGCAGAAGAAGAGGAAGACAAAGAGAACAGGGCGUGGGAGGACAAAGAGAGGAGGGGAAAGGAGCAGAACACUGACACACCCUCGAAGAGUAUGUCUCUGGACUCACCUGCUCCCAACCAUAUUGUUAGUGAAAUUAAGAGGGAGCCCCUGACCAGAGCAAGGAGUGAGGAGAUGGGUAGGAGUGUACCAGGCCUUCCAGAUGGCUGGAUGAAGUUCCUUGACACAGUGACGGGGACCUACAGAUACUACCAUUCCCCAACCAACCGUGUCCACCUGUACCCUCCUGAGGUCACUGUUCCACAGACCCCACCCUCCACACCGCCAACAGUCAAACAGAAGCCACCACGACCAGCUGAGCCAGAUGCCAACCGUGAGCGAGAGCGGGAACAGUCCAAACUGAAACGCUCCUACUCCUCCCCCGAUAUCAGCCAGGACCUGAGAGAGGAGGCCCAGAAGAAGGUCACUGCCCCAACCACUGCUGUCAUACCCACCAUCAACAGAGAAACCAAACCAGCCAGUGCUAAAGUCUAUUCUAAAGUGGAGAUUGCGCGGCCCUCAGCUGCCAAAAUUCGCAACCUUAACCCAACAUUUGGAGGUCUGGGUGCAUCGCUGACUGGCCUUCGUAACCUGGGAAACACAUGCUACAUGAACUCCAUCUUGCAGUGUUUGUGUAACACUCCUGCCAUGGCUGAUUACUUCAACAACAAUUACUACCUGGAGGACAUCAACAGGUACAACAUCCUUGGUCAUAAAGGGGAGGUGGCAGAGGAGUUUGGUGUUAUCAUGAAAGCCCUGUGGGCCGGUCUGUACAAGUGCAUCAGUCCGCGGGACUUCAAGAUAACCAUUGGCAAGAUCAACGAGCAGUUUGCUGGCUAUGAUCAGCAAGACUCCCAGGAGCUGCUGCUGUUCCUCAUGGAUGGGCUCCAUGAGGACCUCAACAAGGCGGACAACAGGAAGCGGUACAAAGAGGAGGAAAACGAUCAUCUGGAUGAUCAGACAGCAGCCGACCUGGCCUGGAGCAAACACAAGCUGCUAAAUGAAUCCAUCAUUGUAGCGCUGUUCCAGGGCCAGUUCAAAUCCACUGUGCAGUGUCAGACCUGCCAUCGCAAGUCGCGGACAUUUGAGACCUUUAUGUAUCUGUCGCUGCCCCUGGCCUCCACCAGCAAGUGCUCCCUCCAGGAUUGUCUGAGGCUGUUCUCCAAGGAAGAAAGGCUGACUGACAACAACAAGGUGUUCUGCAGACACUGCAAGGCCCAUAGAGACUCCUCCAAGAAACUGGAGAUCUGGAAAGUCCCACCCAUUCUCCUGGUGCACUUAAAACGAUUCUCCUAUGAGGGCAGAUGGAAGCAGAAGCUGCAGACGUCUGUAGACUUCCCUCUAGACAAUCUGGACCUGGCCCAGUAUGUCAUUGGACCCAAACAUAACCUGAAGAGAUACAGCCUUUAUGGUGUUUCUAACCACUACGGAGGUUUAGAUGGUGGCCAUUAUACAGCCUACUGUAAGAACAGCCACAGACAGCGCUGGUACAAGUUUGAUGACCAUGAGGUGUCUGAAAUCUCCACCUCCUCCGUCAAGUCCUCCGCAGCCUACAUCCUGUUUUACUCCACCCUGUAAUGGAGCUGGUAGGACCCGAAGAGAAAACACUACGCCGGAGCAGUGAUGCUCACGCCUAGAGGUUGUUUUUUUUUCUUUUUAAAAUCACUGCUCUGAGGACCUGGUGCACGUAGUUGGCGGGUUAACUAGUCUUGUGUGCGUGCGCAGGAGAGGAUUUACUCGAGCGAGUGGCCAUGAGAUCCCGUCUGUUCCAGGUCGGAGAAUGGUGCAGGCACACUGUGCAAUGCUUCAGCUACUAGAGGACCCUAUAGCUGUUAAAACAAGCUGUCUGUUCACAUAACUGAUCAUCUAGAGACUAAACGGAUGCCCCCUUUUACUCUGACUUCUGUACCUUGGUGGUCAUGUGGUAGGGCUGACAGCUGGUUCAGAUGCUAUUCACUCUCAUUUCUGUUGCACUCGGUGUGGAUGGCCUGUAUCGCAGAGCUGAUCUUCAGCUUUCUUGUACUGUGUAUACACCAGGGUUAACAGUUAGAUGUAUGAGGCAUGUACAUACCAACCAAUGCUGAUGUUGCACAUUCAAAAAUGUAAAUACUCGAGGGCAAGGUGAAUAUCUGUUAAGUGACCAAAUUAUUAUUUUUUUCCCUUGAAAGUAGCAGCCAUCAUAGCAUCACCAUAUUCAUAAAGACAAACCGUGUGUUUUAGGGUUUAACUCUAUAGCCUUCUGAUGUUUAUCAUGAUCUUAAAGGGGACGGAAGAGACUGUGAGUAUUAGAAUUUUGCAUCCCUCCUGAUGAAGAGGAGGGAAUUGAGAUUGUUGCUUGUUCAUAUUAGCCACCUUCUUGCACUUACACAAUAUGCAAUCAGUUUAAGUUGUUUAUGUAGGACACAUUGUUUAACAGCAGACAUUAAUACUCAACUCAGAAUGCUUUAAAACGACACUGUUGCUGAGAUCUUGUCCGUCUUGCUCGGUCCAGCCAGUGACAGAAAAACCUACCUGCUUCUCUAAAGUUUGUUGUAGAGUUGAUUCUCUGUUUAAACAUACUUAACUCUUUACAUUAUUAUAUUCAAACACACAAACUAUUUAGAGGAAAUAUUACUGGGAAAAGUUGGCAUCUUCCUUGGCUUAUACCAGUGAUGCUGGUUUUGAAAUAACAUGUUUGUUGGAGGCUGGAUUUUGAUUUAUCUGAUUCAUUUUGUUUCUGUGUUUAGCACAGACCUAGGGAAAUAUGAAGACAUGAGAAAUUGACCUUAUUCACUUACACGAGUGCGUUAGCGUCAACAUUUGCUGCCUGACUGACUGAACGACUGACAAGAGCAAGCACAGAGUAUACUGAUUUUUUUCCUGAAUGGACCAGAGAUCUGAGUUGGCAGGAUUUGACUCUCCUGACUACAGUUUUAUUGCCUAGCAUGAGAUCAUAAUCUGUUUUCUUUUUACUUGUACAUGUUGAUUUUAUUUCUUAAUGCUCUAAGAAAUUGUUUCAGAUAUAACGAUUAUAUUAACCUCAAACAACUCAUAUGACUAUUUAUUAAAACUGCUUCAAAUUAG
This is a messenger RNA of Lates calcarifer (barramundi perch), 4964 nucleotides long. It is a transcript of the gene usp8, whose product is annotated as ubiquitin specific peptidase 8. Gene Ontology annotation, cellular component: cytosol; extrinsic component of plasma membrane; postsynaptic density. Lineage: Eukaryota; Metazoa; Chordata; Actinopteri; Centropomidae. Bases 219 to 3479 code for a protein of 1086 amino acids. The transcript is spliced from 19 exons. Gene Ontology annotation, molecular function: cysteine-type deubiquitinase activity. The record is from RefSeq and is a predicted model, not a curated record. Gene Ontology annotation, biological process: endosome organization; Ras protein signal transduction; protein K63-linked deubiquitination.